Messenger RNA from Engraulis encrasicolus (European anchovy), 996 nucleotides. RefSeq lists its product as uncharacterized. The record is from RefSeq and is a predicted model, not a curated record. Lineage: Eukaryota; Metazoa; Chordata; Actinopteri; Clupeiformes; Engraulidae. The coding region runs from base 1 to 996 and encodes 331 amino acids. The transcript has a single exon.
AUGUCAGAAGAGACGUUUACCUGUCUUUGUAACAAACUGCGGCCAUCAUUGGAGCAGGGGGACACAAACUUCAGAGCAUGUGUGCCAUUAAGGAAGAGAGUUGCUGUUGCGCUCUGGAAACUCGCCACCGGCUCAGAUAACAGGACCAUUGGGCAACUUUUCGGAGUAAGCAUCCCGACGGUGUGUCGGUGUGUUCAAGAGUUUGUUGCAGCGGCAGUCCUGCAUCUUAUUACGGACCAAAUUGCCAUGUUUCCUGAUCAGGACAAGCUGGCAGACAUCGCUGCCGACUUCAACGACCAGUGGGGUCUUCCAAACUGCGUGGGGGCCAUUGACGUGUUGCACAUACCCAUUGAGGCCCCAGUGGUGCACCACACGGACUACCGCAACCAAAAAGGAUGGCACUCCAUCCUCCUUCAAGCUGUUGUGGAUGGAAAAGGCCUGUUCUGGAAUGUCCUUGCUGGGAUGCCUGGCGGUAUGCGGGAUGCCAGGCUACUGAAAUUGUCUGCACUCUGGAAACUGACGACAGAACGGCAGCGUUUUUCUGUUCACACCAGAGACAUCGGCGGCGUGACCACAGGUUGUUAUCUCUUAGGAGACUCAGCCUACCCCCUGCAAAGUUGGCUGAUGAAACCAUUGCAAGACAACGGACGAUUAACGGCAGAGCAGCAGGCAUUCAAUCAAAGACUCAGAGGAGCGCGAGUGGUGGUCGAGAAUGCUUUCGGACGGUUGAAGGGAAGGUGGCGUUGUCUGCUGAAAAAGUCUGAAUGCGAUCUGAAACUUGUGCAGUCGAUGGUGCUGGUGUGCUGUGCUCUGCACAAUCUCUGCGAAAGGCAAGGAGAUGAGUACGAGUCGGGGUGGGAUGCUGAAGAAGACCCAGUAGUCGAGCAGGGGGAGGAAGAGGAAGAGGAAGAAGACAGUGGGGUCGAGCAGGGGGAGGAAGAGGAAGGAGGCAGUGAUGUCCAUAAGGGUUUGAUGCUGUAUCUGCUGAAUAGAUAA